CAGGGGUCAGACAGUGAGCAGAUCUGGGUGGUGUGCAUCACCUCACCCCCUUCACCCAGUAGUGACAGACUGGAAGAGCUUUACAGGAAGAUCAACAGAAAUAGAAAUAUGCCCUGUACACAGUGUCAGAUGGACUCCUACCGACUCCUGCGAUAUGAAGUUCCUAGUCCAGAAGUCCGGAGGGAGAUCCACAUCACGCUAUUGCAGCGUAGACAUAAUGUUGCUCCUGGGAUGUUCCUGCUGUAUCUCAGAGGGAAGCUUCUCUUCGCCGACUACAUCUGUAGUGCUCACGGCUGCUCUGUUGGGGAACUUCAAAAACAAGUGGCCAAAACCAGAAGAGAGUACCGGCUUGGCCAGUUCCUGCCUUCAGACUUUAAAUCCAGUUCACAGUUGAGGAGUGGCACUGUCCUUGGCACUGUCCUUGGUUCUUAUCCAGGGCUAAGAGAUCAAACUCUUGCUGAAGGAGGUCUGUGUAUGAAUCAGUCCCCAAAAGAUUCCCUGGAAUACACAUAACAAGUGCCAGGCAUUGGCAGGGGAAUAUUGCAGGACUUUAAGAGGCCAAGAAGACUCUCUGCAGUUCACCCUUCAGUAACCACAGUAACCUCCUGCUGCUUCUCGUGUAAACAGUAUGUUUUGAAGCGAUGAGGUUAAGCCUGAGUGCAGUGGAACCAACAAUGUCACAUUUUGUUACUGUAGCCCACUGCCGCAACAGCCCCCCAACGUGCAGCCAGCUAUG
Molecule: messenger RNA, 736 nt
Organism: Alosa alosa (allis shad)
Lineage: Eukaryota; Metazoa; Chordata; Actinopteri; Clupeiformes; Clupeidae
Exons: 5
Coding region: 109-513 (134 amino acids)
Source: RefSeq, a predicted model, not a curated record